AUGCAUCAUAUUAACACAGCAGAUCAAUCAUCCAAAACAGCAAUGCCUGGACGCAUACAGAAUUUUUUUUUUUUUUUUUCUUUUUUUUUUCUUUUUUUUCUCCCCCUUUCUGUUUUGUUUUUUCUCCCCCUUUCUGUUUUGUUUUUUCUCCCCUUUCCGUUUUUUUGUUUUUUUUUCUCCCCUUUCCGUUUUUUUUCUCCCCCUUUCCGUUUUGUUUUUUCUCCCCUUUCCGUUUUGUUUUUCUUUUCGUUUUUUUGUUUUUUCGUUUCGCCCUUUCCGUUUUUUUUUCUCGCCCUUUCCGUUUUUUUUUUCUCGCCCUUUCGUUUUUUUUUUUUCUUUUCCGUUUUGUUUUCUCGCCCUUUCCGUUUUGUUUUUUCUCGCCCUUUCCGUUUUGUUUUUUCUCGCCCUUUCCGUUUUGUUUUUUCUCGCCCUUUCCGUUUUGUUUUUUCUCGUCCUUUCCGUUUAGUUUUUUUCGUCCUUUCCGUUUUUUUUUUUUUCGUCCUUUCCGUUUUGUUUUUUUUCCUUUCCGUUUUGUUUUUUUCGUCCUUUCCGUUUUUUUUUUCGUCCUUUUUUUCCGUUUUGUUUUUUUCGUCCUUUCCGUUUGUUUUUCUCGUCCCGUUUUGUUUUUCUGUCCUUUUUUGUUUUUUCUCCUUUCCCCCUUUCCGUUUUGUUUUUUCUCGCCCUUUCCGUUUUGUUUUUUCUCGUCCUUUCCGUUUUGUUUUUUCUCGUCCUUUACGUUUUGUUUUUUCUCGUCCUUUCCGUUUUGUUUUUUCUCGUCCUUUCCGUUUUGUUUUCCGUCCUUUCGUUUUUUGUUUUUCUCGUCCUUUCCGUUUUGUUUUUUCUCGUUUUUUUUUUCGUCCUUUCCGUUUUGUUUUUUUUCCUUUCCGUUUUGUUUUUUCUCGUCCUUUCCGUUUUGUUUUUUCUCGCCCUUUCCGUUUUGUUUUUUCUCGUCCUUUCCGUUUUGUUUUUUCUCGUCCUUUCCGUUUUGUUUUUUCUCGUCCUUUCCGUUUUGUUUUUUCUCGUCCUUUCCAUUUUGUUUUUUCUCGUCCUUUCCGUUUUUUUGAUAAAUUUCGAACUUCAUCCUUAAGUCAAAUUCUUUUUCUGUUUUGUCUUUCUUUUUCUGUUUUGUCUUUCUUUUUCUGUUUUGUCUGUCUUUUUUGUUUUUCUGUUUUGUCUUUCUUUUUCUGUUUUGUCUUUUUUCUGUUUUGUCUUUUUUUUUCUGUUCUUUCUUUUUCUGUUUUGUCUUUUUUUCUGUCUUUUUUUCUGUUUUGUCUUUCUUUUUCUGUUUUGUCUUUCUUUUUCUGUUUUGUCUUUCUUUUUCUGUUUUGUCUUUCUUUUUCUGUUUUGUCUUUCUUUUUCUGUUUUGUCUUUCUUUUUCUGUUUUGUCUUUCUUUUUUCUUUCUUUUUCUGUUUUGUCUUUCUUUUUCUGUUUUUCUUUCUUUUUUGUUUUGUCUCUUUCUUUUUUUGUUUUUCUUUUUUCUUUUCUGUUUUUUUUCUUUUUUUGUCUUUUUUUUCUGUUUUGUCUUUUUCUGUUUUUUCUUUUUUGUCUUUCUUUUUCUGUUUUGUCUUUCUUUUCUGUCUUUUUUGUCUUUCUUUUCUGUUUUUCUUUCUUUUUUUUUUGUUUUUUCUUUUUCUGUUUUUUGUCUUUUCUUUUCUGUUUUGUCUUUCUUUUUAUCUUCCAUAAUCUCUUUCCUUCCUUUCAUUUUUCUUUAUAAUUUCCCACCUUUCAUCUCUCUCCCUAUAAUUUCCUUUUGUCUCCAUUUUUAUUUAUUCCAUUUCCUCCUUUUUGCACCCCCGACACAUUUCUUUUGA
Molecule: messenger RNA, 1812 nt
Organism: Acanthosepion pharaonis
Lineage: Eukaryota; Metazoa; Mollusca; Cephalopoda; Sepiida; Sepiidae
Source: the annotation of a GenBank genome assembly